Messenger RNA from Manduca sexta (tobacco hornworm), 1179 nucleotides. RefSeq names its product ragulator complex protein LAMTOR5 (gene Lamtor5). The transcript is spliced from 2 exons. Bases 92 to 364 code for a protein of 90 amino acids. Lineage: Eukaryota; Metazoa; Arthropoda; Insecta; Lepidoptera; Sphingidae. Gene Ontology annotation, cellular component: lysosome; Ragulator complex; cytoplasm. Gene Ontology annotation, biological process: cellular response to amino acid stimulus; positive regulation of TORC1 signaling. Gene Ontology annotation, molecular function: guanyl-nucleotide exchange factor activity. The record is from RefSeq and is a predicted model, not a curated record.
UUUUGACAAUUCGAUACUGGUCUCUGUUCGAUACGACGACCAACACUGAAAAACACGUAUUGUUCAUAAUAUCAAGCUAAAACGUAUUAUAAUGGAAAAAGAACUCGAUAAAGUGAUCGAGGAGAUCAUGUCGACUCCCAACGUCAGUGGGUGCUUAGUCGCUGACCACCAAGGCCUUUGUUUGGCAGCGAAAGGAACAGCUCACGUAGACUCGGCAGGCAUUGUUGUUGCGAUUUCUGAACAAGCUUGCAAAAUACAACCGAAUCUGAAACCGCCCACUGUGUGCUUAGAGACCGAUAAGAAACAAUGUCUCAUACAACGGCACGGAACAAUCACAGAAGCUAUAUUUAAAUUGAAAGCCUAGCUUUUGCUGUAAAUAAGAUCGAAGAGAAAGACUGAAGACUUAAUGUAAUUGCUGUUUCAUAUCUUUAAUAAAACUAUCAUUUAGAUGCAACUGAAAAUGAUGUUUGCCACGCAUUUUGUUUUUUUUGGUAUUGCAUAAGUAUGUCAUGAUGUUCACCUUCGACGCUAGACAUGCAUAAAACAGAUGAGAGUUGGCUUAUUAGCAAUAUUAAUUAUGUUGAUGGUUGAAAAGCUAAUUAAGUAAUAUCUUUUUCUGCAGCUUUUGACCUAGACCUUUCAAUUCAAUUUGUUUUGUUUGUCUGUUUUUUUUACAACAAUUCUGACAAUUUCAAGUUGGAAAAACAGCACAUGCUAUAAGUAUAUAAAAAGAAAUGUCUAGCCAGGUGAAUAUGAGAGAGAACUUUGAAAAAAUGUUGCUUAUGUCAAUGGGCCUUUCACCCAUCAACUCCACUCUAAAUGGAUGGGAAUAAUUAAUGGCCUAAUUAUUUCAGCCAAUCAGUGAGUUUAAUAAUUUAUGGCGUAAUUAUUUCAGCCAAUCAGUGACUUUAAUAAUUUCUGGCGUAAUUAUUUCAGCCAAUCAGUGAGUUUAAUAAUUUCUUUAUAAAAAACAAUAUAGCCAAGUAUUGCCACUCUGUAACAUGUUCUGAUAAAUUUCUGAUUCUGCGUUUAAAAUGACAAUUAGUUCAUGAAUAUCCUAUUAAAUAAAUAAAAACAAAGUAUAAAGUAAUACAUAUGUAUAUAAUUAUAAAACAAUUAUGGAAUUUCAUUUUUGUAUCUAGUUGUAUGAGAAAUGUAAAUAAAUUGAUUUAUCAAAUU